This is a messenger RNA of Ricinus communis (castor bean), 1295 nucleotides long. Its product is annotated as polyadenylate-binding protein 2. The record is from RefSeq and is a predicted model, not a curated record. The coding region runs from base 558 to 1007 and encodes 149 amino acids. Lineage: Eukaryota; Viridiplantae; Streptophyta; Magnoliopsida; Malpighiales; Euphorbiaceae. Gene Ontology annotation, molecular function: RNA binding. The transcript has 6 exons.
GAAAUGGAAGAUGAAGCUGCUGCUUUGCGGGAGAUGCAGGCUAAAGUUGAAAAGGAAAUGGGUUCUUCACAAGAUCCUACUGCUGCUGCAUCUCAAGCAAAUAGAGAGGAAGUAGAUUCUCGAUCAGUGUUUGUUGGCAAUGUCAGGCACCAUUCUUCAAGUUUCUGAUUAAUAGUUCUGGGAUUGAGUCAAAGUGUUUGUGAUAUUAAUUAUCUUAGCUAGUAAAAAAAAAAAGUGGUCAUGAUAAUGUGGUCAGCAAAAAAAAAAGUGUAUAUAUAUACAUGAGAAUGAAAUUAAGAGGAAACAAAAUUCAAAGGCUUUUGAAAUCAACCAUUUGAAAAAAGAAAAGAGGAAUGAAACGAAGAGAAAAGAAAAUAAAUGGGAGAGGUGAUAAAUUCCAAAAUCAUAACCAAAAAGAAGAGGAGAAUCAAGAGAUAUAGGUUAGGCUUAAAGAGUGUUGGUCGAGAAAAUGUUAAGUGAGUUCUGGGGCUGGAAUGGACAGGAGAAAUGAUGUGGUUCAAGAUUCCUGACCUAUGCAGGAAGGGUGAAGACUAGCAAUGUACAAAAGUACAAGCCCAGAAUGCUGCUUGUCAUGGAGGUUAAUGCUCAAGGAAUGUGUAGGCUUUUUGCUGCAUAUGGUGGACUAUUCAUGUACCCCUGAAGAAGUGCAGCAGCACUUUCAGUCAUGUGGGACUGUAAAUAGGAUCACUAUUCGUACGGACAAGUAUGGCCAACCAAAGGGCUACGCAUAUGUGGAAUUCCUUGAACCAGAGGCUGUUCAAGAGGCUCUCCUUCUGAAUGAAUCAGAAUUACAUGGCCGCCAACUGAAGGUAACUGCUAAAAGGACUAAUGUGCCAGGGAUGAAGCAGUUUCGUCCUCGUCGACCCAACCCUUACAUGGGAUUUGCGCCCAGGGGUUCACAACUGCCUCCUUAUUUCUAUUCUCCGUAUGGAUAUGGGAAAGUUCCCAGAUUCAGAAUGCCUAUGCGUUACAGCCCCUAUAACUGAAGGCUAUUUUGCUUGAAGAUAGACACAUCCAACAAAAUAUUUUAGUUUUGGUUUCAUUUUCAUGGAUCAUGAUGUAUUGGGUAGCUCAGUGCACAAUGCCAGAGUUUUGCUGCUUUCUAUUCAUCUGGUAGAAUGUGUGAAAAAUGUGGUAUAACUAGUUUUUGAUAGAAAUUGCAACUUAAAAAGUCUUAAACUGUCUGCACGCAAUUUACUUGCUUGAAUUUCUAUGGAUGGUUGUAUUCCUUGAUUGCUUGGAAAAAAAAAAAGAUUAUGUGGAAGUUUCCUUCA